Molecule: messenger RNA, 1636 nt
Organism: Vicia villosa (hairy vetch)
Lineage: Eukaryota; Viridiplantae; Streptophyta; Magnoliopsida; Fabales; Fabaceae
Product: aspartyl protease AED3-like
Exons: 1
Coding region: 64-1422 (452 amino acids)
Biological process (GO): proteolysis
Molecular function (GO): aspartic-type endopeptidase activity
Source: RefSeq, a predicted model, not a curated record
ACAACAAUCUAUCAUCACUCUUUGUCUCAACUAUAUAUAUAAGACCCUCAAGCCAUUCCAUGCAUGCAAAACCAGUUUAUAAACAACCUUAAAUCAACAACCAUGAACCUUAAAUUGGUCAUUACCUUAACAAUUUGCUAUGUAAUUUACAUAUGCAAGAGCAAUGCUAUUGAUCCAUGUGCAUCUCAACCAGAUAACUCCGACCUCAACGUGAUUCCCAUGUAUGGAAAAUGCUCACCAUUCAACCCACCAAAAACUGAUUCAUGGGACAACAGAAUCAUAAACAUGGCCUCCAAAGACCCGGCCCGAAUGAGCUACUUAUCCACAUUAGUAGCCCAAAAAACCGCCUCUUCCACUCCAAUUGCUUCAGGCCAGGCUUUUAACAUCGGCAACUAUGUUGUCCGUGUCAAAAUCGGGACACCGGGUCAACUUCUCUUCAUGGUCCUUGACACAAGUACCGACGAGGCUUUUGUCCCUUCCUCCGGCUGCACAGGUUGUUCCGCUUCCGCCUCAACUUUCUCCCCGAACUCUUCCACUAGUUAUGUCCCAUUGGAUUGUUCGGUGCCACAGUGCGGUCAGGUCCGUGGGCUUUCAUGCCCGGCCACAAGCUCCGGCGCGUGUUUAUUCAACCAAUCUUAUGCAGGUUCUUCUUUCUCUGCCACACUCGUUCAAGAUUCUCUUAGAUUAGCUAAGGAUGUUAUCAGUAACUACUCUUUUGGAAGCAUUAACGCUAUCUCUGGUGCUUCGAUUCCGGCCCAAGGGCUUUUGGGCUUGGGCCGUGGCCCGUUAUCUUUAUUGUCUCAAUCCGGAUCAAUUUACUCAGGUGUUUUCUCUUACUGUCUUCCAAGUUUUAAAUCUAGCUAUUUUUCCGGUUCACUUAAACUCGGGCCCGUGGGCCAACCCAAAAGCAUCCGAACCACACCACUUCUUCGCAAUCCUCACCGUCCAUCUCUCUACUAUGUCAAUUUCACCGGAAUCAGUGUGGGUCGAGUAAAUGUUCCUUUACCUAACGAACAUUUAUCCUUCGACCCAAACACCGGUUCCGGGACCAUAAUUGACUCGGGCACCGUCAUAACCCGAUUUGUAGAACCAAUUUACAAUGCAGUUAGAGAUGAAUUUAGAAAACAAGUGACAGGACCAUUUUCAAACUUAGGAGCAUUCGACACAUGUUUCGUGAAGACCUAUGAAACAUUAGCACCAGCUGUUACGUUGCAUUUCACGGGCUUGGACCUGAAAUUACCAAUGGAGAAUAGUUUGAUUCAUAGCAGCUCAGGUUCGUUGGCUUGUCUUGCAAUGGCAGCUGCACCGAGUAAUGUGAACUCUGUGUUGAACGUGAUUGCUAAUUUUCAACAACAGAAUUUGAGGGUUUUGUUUGAUACCGUGAAUAGUAAGGUUGGUAUUGCCCGUGAGGUUUGUAACUAGGUAGCUAGUUAAGGUACUCAUUUGUAAUUUAGUUUGGAUGUUUUGUUGUUGUGGUUAAGGUGAAUAAGCUAAAGCUUCACAUGUUGUGUGUUUAUUCGUGUGAGUGUGAUUGUUACUCUCAAAGGGAGAACAAAAUUUUUUUUUUUUAACUUAGCCGAGUAAUUGUAAUUUUAAUAUUUAAAGAUGAACAAGUGAGACGUGGUUGGAACUCUUA